AUGGAAACAUUGUCGUUUGAAUCAGAAUCUUUAUCAAAAUAUGACAGUCACGUAAGGUGCAUUGAGAGCGAGAGAGACGCUCUGCUGGUGUUUAGACAAAGUGUUGCAAAUGAAUACGAUCAGCUUCAAUCGUGGAAGAAGGAAGAAAAUGAUUGCUGCGAAUGGAAAGGUGUUGGCUGUGAUAAUCACACCGGUCAUGUAACUCACCUUUAUCUUUCUUCUCUUAUUCAACCAUCUUAUUACUUAGAAACAACUAAUGCUCGUGUCAGUGUCAGUAAUUUGUUGCUUGAUUUAAAAUAUCUUAACUACCUGGACCUCAGUAGCAAUAUCUUCGUAGGGAUUCCCAAAUUCAUUGGUUCUCUCACUGAGUUAGUACACCUUGAUUUAUCAGAUACUUGCAUAGGGGUAUCAGAAUUAUCACCUUGGAUAGGGGGAUCAAUUCCCGAGCAGAUUGGGAACCUGUCUAAGUUGCAGUAUCUAAAUCUUAGUAAUUCUUGUACGGGGGGUCCUAUUCCAAAGUUUAUUGGCUCACUCCACAGCUUAAAAUACCUUGAUCUUUCCAACUGUGGCUUUGAUGGAGUUGUCCCACAUGAGCUUGAAAACCUCUCCAACUUGCAGCAUCUUGACCUGAGUUGGAAUUAUCUAACACCAAAUGGAAACUUUAGUUGGUUGUUUAAUUUAACUUCUUUGGCACAUCUUGCCUUGAGUGGUAUCGACAUCACUCCUCCCGGUAUUUGGGUAAGCUUCAUUCAAAGGAUCCCUUCCAUAUCCAUUUUACGUAUAGAGGGAUGCCAUCUUUUGUCUCCAUCUUCUACUUUAAGUAAUUUUUCAUCUUCUAUUUCUGCUCUUUAUCAUAGAGAUAAUCUUAUCAAUUCCUCCAUCGUUUAUUGGCUCUCCCACAAUACUUUCAGCCUGGAAGUACUUGACCUGCAUGAUAACAUGUUAGAAGGUGCAAUUCCACAGUCGUUUGCUCAGUUGACUGCUCUUACUGAUCUAAAUCUUGGCCAGAACAUCUUGAGCGGCCCAAUUGCAAACACUUUGCCUCUUAUGACUACUUUAACCAAACUGGAUCUCUCUGCAAAUCAACUUACUGGUGAUCUUCCAAAAUCAAUUUGUAAUUUAUCCAGAUUGCGAUCUGCAGAUUUCAGUUCCAACAAUUUCACUGGGAACCUUGAAGAUCUUUUAUCUGGACAUUUAUCUCAUUUGCAAGAGUUGUCAUUGUAUAAAAACCAACUCACUGGUUCGGUUCCUGAUAUUACACUACUUUCAUCCCUCAGAGAGUUAGAUGCCAACUCUAAUCAGUUAAAUGGAUAUUUACCAAUAGUUUUUAAACACCAUUCAGUGUUACAAAUCUUGGAUUUGUCCAAUAAUCAGCUUAGAGGCUCUUUGCCAAAUUUUACAAGAUUUUCUUCCUUGUGGUCGUUAAAUCUUUCUGACAAUCAGUUUUCAGGGGGUCUUCCUGAUUUUACUGGGUGUUCAGCUUUGCAAGUAUUGCGACUUGAUAAGAAUCAACUCACAAAGUGGGAGACUCGGUCAACUGGGCUGCUCUCCAGUCUUCGAGAGCUGGACCUUUCAAUGAAUUCCAUCCACAGUACAAUCUUUGAAGUACAUUUGUUCAAUCUUUCCAGGUUAGAGUACAUACGUACAUCAUUCAAUUCUCUGACAUUUGAGUUUACUUCGAAUUGGCUUCCUCCUUUCCAACUCUGGGAACUUUCUGUGACAUCAUGCAAGCUGGGGCCAAAAUUCCCUAACUGGAUUCGCAACCAACAACACAUUGUUCAUCUUGAUAUCUCAAACAGUCAAAUUUCAGAUAACAUCCCUAUCUGGUUUGGUAACCUCUCCAGUAUAAUGAAGUUGUUAAAUCUAUCUUCUAACAAAAUUAGGGGUGAAUUCUCCUUUAAUUUUGAUCAACUUGAAGUGAUAGAUUUGAGUUUCAAUUAUUUCAAUGGAGCACUACCACCAGUAUUCCAUGCAGGAUGUUCAAAAAUAAUUCUAUCCCAAAACAAGUUUUCAGGAACACUCCAAUCCUUCUCUGUUGUUGAAUACUAUGCUUUAAGCUUUCUUGAUCUUUCCCAUAACAAAUUGUUUGGUGCACUUCCUGAUAAUUGGAUACAUUUUGAACUUCUAGCCUUUCUGAACUUGGGAUAUAACAAUUUUUCCGGUAGAAUUCCAACGUCAAUUGGACAUUUGGGUUCUCUCCAGACACUGAUUUUGCGAAACAAUAAGCUCUAUGGUGAAUUGCCUGCAUCUCUGAGGAACUGCCGGGGCCUUGGUUUUGUAGAUUUUGGGUUUAAUAAGCUAUCGGGUAAGGUACCAUCAUGGAUUGGGAAAGACCACCUGAAGUUAUACGCACUGAUCCUAAAAUCUAAUAGGUUUUAUGGAAGCCUGCCUUAUGAAAUCUGUCAUCUACAUAACCUUCAUUUUCUGGACUUGUCCAUCAACAGAAUUUCUGGAACUAUUCCUCCAUGCUUUGGUAAUUUUACUGCCAUGACCAGAAAAGGAAAUGAAGUUGGAAAUCAUUUUUACUUAACAAAUUCAUCAGUUCCAUCAAAUGAUACAGACUAUUAUGUCGAUAAUGUAUUGGCAAGGUGGAAGGGCCAAGAGUUUGAGUACGGAAGAAAUUUUGCAUAUCUGAAGAUGAUCGAUCUGUCAACCAAUGAAUUGACUGGAGAAAUUCCCACAGCAAUAACCAGACUUUUAGACCUUAAGGGAUUGAACUUGUCAGUGAAUAGGUUUAAUGGAGAACUCCCACAAGAGAUUGGCCAAUUGAAAGCAUUAGAAUGCUUAGACUUGUCAGCAAACAAAUUUUCUGGUGAAAUUCCUCAAAGCAUGUCUGGAUUAACUUUUCUUGGUUUUUUAGAUCUCUCAAACAAUAACUUUUCGGGAAAAAUUCCAUCUGGGACUCAACUCCAAGGGUUCAGUAUUUCCGCAUAUGAGGGCAACACUGAGCUAUGCGGUAAACCACUCACAAUUACCUGUCCUGGAGACGAACCAACUGAUCACAUUCAGCCUUCAUUUGGUGAGAACGAAGAUGAUGGAGACGACAGUGACUAUCAGAGGUGGCUGUAUGUAAGUGCAGUGCUUGGUUUUAGCACCACAUUUUGGGGAAUCAUCGGAAUAUUAGUACUAAACCGUCGUUGGAGACAUGCAUAUUUUCUGUUUUUGGACAACUUGAAAGAGAGAUUAAUUGUUGCCAUGGCUGUCCGCAUUGCCAGAUUUCAGAGAAAGGCUUAA
Molecule: messenger RNA, 3234 nt
Organism: Daucus carota subsp. sativus
Lineage: Eukaryota; Viridiplantae; Streptophyta; Magnoliopsida; Apiales; Apiaceae
Product: receptor-like protein EIX2
Exons: 1
Coding region: 1-3234 (1077 amino acids)
Molecular function (GO): protein binding
Source: RefSeq, a predicted model, not a curated record